Molecule: messenger RNA, 939 nt
Organism: Protopolystoma xenopodis
Lineage: Eukaryota; Metazoa; Platyhelminthes; Monogenea; Polystomatidea; Polystomatidae
Source: the annotation of a GenBank genome assembly
CUGCUUAAGGAAAGACGUCAAGCUAAAGGCCUAGCAGUCAACACUUCCUCAGAGCCCGACACUGGGGAUCAGUCAAACCAUACUCCUUCCUUUGCUUCUGUAACUGCUGCUGAAAUUGUCCGUACCAUCAGGGACGCGAAAGAAUCGGAACUUUCUUUUAGGGACUCGUUAGCAAGACCAGGAAGCGAGGCCAUCGCAGAUCGUGCCAGUGAUAUGAGCUGUGGCACUUCUAUUAAACACAAAGAUGAGAUAUACGGAUGGAAGUCCUCUUCGUCGGCUUCAUCUACAAGGCAAAAUAGAAUUUCAUUUAGCUCACAUGGACUAAACUCCACUCGGCUCCAGCAUGACAGCCGAUCUUCCAAUAAUACUCUCAUUUUGCCAACCGCUUCAAGUUCGGAUAAAACCAAGGCUAACUUACAGGUAGCUGAGCAAGAUAAUCAACGGCUCAGAGACAUUUUAGCAGACGUCCAGCGCCUGGAGACCUGCUGUACAGGACUCCCUGAAUUGGACGAAAAGAUAAAUCAGGAGCCCGAGUUGAAAGACGAAUCAAGUGGACAUAAAUCUGUUUGGUCCGAGAUGGCAGUGAAUGACAUUGAUCGCCUUCUGAUGGAAGCUGGGCGAAAAGACUUGCUUCCUCCAACAAAACAAACUCUGGCUCCCUAUAUCACUCUUGCUCAGACAACCGCUUCUAGCCCACUGUUCGUACUCAACCACAGGCCAGAUAUCCACAGCCUGCCAGCCCUCAUAUCCUCUACCGGCUCCAUCUCGUCUGACCGGCUUCCAGACAGAGUCUUCGAGGCACCUCUUCAGUUACACUCAUUUGCAAAGGACAAAGAUGCUGUGGACAGGCGCGAUUUUAACUAUUAUGCAUUCAGAGAACAUGGUGGUGAGGCCUUGGGAAAGCAGAGUGAACGAAUGGGGGAACAGUCGUCUAGGUGA